Molecule: messenger RNA, 2025 nt
Organism: Exaiptasia diaphana
Lineage: Eukaryota; Metazoa; Cnidaria; Anthozoa; Actiniaria; Aiptasiidae
Exons: 4
Coding region: 1-2025 (674 amino acids)
Source: RefSeq, a predicted model, not a curated record
AUGCCAGCAACACAGGAGUCUCAAAUUCAAUUUUGGGGAGUAAGACCGUUUUCAAUCAUUGGUUCUUACCCCACAAACCUGUGGAGACAAAGACGUGACGCUGAGGAAGUUAACAGACAAAACAGACAACACGCGAAAAAGCAGGCGUUUUUUGAGAAACACCAUCUUGAUCAAAACCAAGCGGAACUCUACAUACUGGCGACUUCGUCCGAAAACAGCACGGAUACCGUAAAAAACGGAUUCUGUAGAGUUUCUUGGUCGCGUCUUUCUAUUCCUGAAAAAAGUGAUCAAAUCGCUGAUGCACAUUCUAAAUUCAGGUGUACGCUGGCAUUUCAUUACCUAAUGCACUGCCCCGAUUCUAGAUAUAGUUACUUUGUUAAUCUAAGAGAUGUUUACUUGCUUCAAGAAAAAGAACUUAAUCUUCCCUUUGAGUGGUCAUUUCCGAAACCUCAGUGGCUUUCACAAGCCCAAGACAUCUCUGGGAAAGGACCUACUGAAUUAGCAACUUUAGAAACUCUAAAUAUCGUUCAUAUUUUAGAGCAAACAGUUCGAGGCUAUUUGAUGGGGACUAACUGCAACCGAUGGACUAAUCAUAUCUUUAACUAUAACUUCAGUAGGACUCAAUCCAACGUCAAAAACUUUUUCUAUCGUUUGGAGUUCCAAGGAAGAGGAACGCCUCACGUCCACGUACUUGUCUGGCUCGAUAAUCUUGCCACCGUCCAGACUAAUCUCAUUAGAGCGGACAUUCCUUGGAGUAAUCCUGAUCUAGCUUUUCAGUCUGCAGAUUUACAACCUUCCUCUAAAGACGCAUUUCCUCUAAACGAAAAUCCAAGCACCGUUACGAUCAAUCAUCGAAGGGAACGUCAGCUUUCUCUAUAUCAUCCCAUAGAUGCUUUCACAAUGAAUCUUAGAGCUUAUCUCUCAACACUUUUGCCCUUCUUGAGGUGUCGUAUGGACGUUCAGGUCACUGACCAUAGAUCUAUGAUCCUCAAUUAUGUCACAUCAUACGUUUCCAAGUUUCAUGACGAGGGCGUGCGAAGCGCAUUGUACUCCAGACACGUUACACCAUACAUGGCCGCCUAUCGUCAUAUAGCAGACAUGAAACCUUUGGAACCAGAAAUGGUCAUUUCCUUGUCUCAUCAUAAGCCAGCCUGGACAAAAAACAACACCAAAAGAUAUAUUCCACCUCGACCUGAAAAUGCCAAGGAUAGUGCUCUUAUUCAGAAAUAUCUACGACGUUCUCCAGAUUUACACGACCUUUCUCUACUGGAAUGGCUACGAACACAUGACACAAACAAAGCUCUUCCCACUCCUUAUAAAAGGGGCAUUGCUCUAGUUGGAGUCAAGUUUGUCUCUGUUUUCAAUGUUGACUUCUUUUUUCAAUAUGUUCUUUUGAAUGUUCCUUUUUCCAGUUUGGAGGCACUCAGACAUCCAGACCAUGAUCGAAUUCCACAAGAUUUGCAAUGGUACGCAGCAGCAGCUACAUUGAAGCAUGAUCUAUGGUCUUCUGAUGACAACAUUUUUGACUUAUUUAGCAAACAAGGAAACAAACAUCAUUUCGUUGCUAAUGUCAUUGCAUAUUUUGGUCGUACAGCCGUUACAUUCACGUUACAUCAACAACAUCGAUGUAGCGAUGAAAUCUACAAUGAUAUUCUUAACCAUCUUCGCCAUUGGAAGCCUACUCCUGCCAUUUUAUCUACUCUACAUGCUAACAACCUUCUCAAUCAGAGCUCUACCAUUUAUGACAGUCAGAUUAUCCAAGCUGUUACAAAUAAUGCUUCUUCAACAGUGUUGACUGUUUCUAGAGCGGCUGCUAAGAGAGUGAACAACGUCAUCAUUUCUCACUUUUUCAAUUCUAUGAAUCCGCUCGGACAUAUUCUUUUCGACGAUGGUGAUCUUUCUCCAGUUUUCCGAAACAUGAAGAUUAUCAUAACCAAAAACAUCAACAAGCAAAAAGGAUUGGUCAACGGUCAACCCGGCAAGGUCCAUCUCAUGCGUGGAGACACUCUUCAUAUUCGUCCAUGA